Huiozyma naganishii CBS 8797 is the source of this 2808-nucleotide messenger RNA. It is a transcript of the gene MCM4, whose product is annotated as MCM DNA helicase complex subunit MCM4. Gene Ontology annotation, biological process: DNA replication; double-strand break repair via break-induced replication; DNA strand elongation involved in DNA replication. The coding region runs from base 1 to 2808 and encodes 935 amino acids. Gene Ontology annotation, cellular component: nucleus; MCM complex. The transcript has a single exon. Lineage: Eukaryota; Fungi; Ascomycota; Saccharomycetes; Saccharomycetales; Saccharomycetaceae. Gene Ontology annotation, molecular function: single-stranded DNA binding; single-stranded DNA helicase activity; ATP binding. The record is from RefSeq and is a predicted model, not a curated record.
AUGUCUGACCAGCCAGAGUCGUCUCCUAACAACACGAACAACAACAAUGCUGUGAGCUCGUCGCCCGCUCCUGCGACAGGGUCGGGUUCCGCUCAACCUCAACCCUCUUCACCUGCACUGUUUUACGCCUCUUCGUCAUCUCAGCGGGACACCUACGAACAAGAUAGCGCUACUAGAAAUAGCAGACAACGAGUGAACUCGUCGUUCAAUAAUGAUGGCAUGUCUCCUUUCAAUUACCCAUCUUCGCAAUCCAAUACCGGUCAAACACCUAGCUCACAGAGAAGAAACCAUAGCGGUAGAACCCCACUAGGAUCUUCUCUUGGCCUACCAGGAAUUGCGACGAGACAUUCUGAUAUUCGGAGCGACUCGUCUUUGUUUCAGCACGGCUCUUCAUCAAGGGCUAGAAUGAGAAGAAAUGACGUGCAACCUUCUGACCUGUCUUCGCCAAGAAGAUUUUAUUCAGGGCUGGCAAGAUCUGGCGACAAUGCAUACUCGUCCUCUUCGGACGCUCCUUCAGAAUCGACGGAGCCAAUGAGAAUUAUUUGGGGUACUAACAUCAGCAUCCAAGAGUGUGCCACCAAUUUUCGCAAUUUUUUGAUGUCCUUCAAGUAUGGUUACCGUAAGAAACUUGAUGAAAGGGAACAAUUCAUCAAUCAAACGACAGACGAAGAACUAUACUACGUUAAUAUGCUAAAUGAAAUGCGAGAUCUUGGUGCCACUAAUCUGAAUUUGGAUGCGCGAAACCUUUUGGCGUUCAAGCAGACAGAAGACCUAUACCACCAGCUUUUGAACUAUCCACAAGAAGUCAUUUCGAUUAUGGAUCAAACGAUUAAAGACUGUAUGGUCUCACUUGUUGUUGACAAUCGACUGGACCACAAUUUGGAUGAAAUCGAAACCAAAUUUUAUAAAGUGAGACCUUACAACGUGGGAACCCAAAAAGGUAUGCGUGAGUUAAAUCCUAACGAUAUCGAUAAGUUGAUCAGUUUAAAGGGUUUAGUUCUCAGAGCCACCCCUGUUAUACCGGACAUGAAGGUUGCGUUUUUCAAGUGCAAUGUUUGCGACCAUACGGUUGCUGUAGAGAUCGAUAGAGGUGUCAUCCAAGAGCCAUCCCGGUGUGAACGUGUCGACUGUAACGAAUCCAACUCUAUGUCAUUAAUCCAUAACAGGUGCUCGUUUGCCGACAAACAGGUCAUCAAGUUACAAGAGACACCCGACACAGUCCCGGACGGUCAAACGCCACAUUCUGUCUCGCUGUGUGUUUACGACGAGUUGGUCGAUUCUUGUCGUGCUGGUGACAGGAUUGAGGUUACAGGUACCUUCAGGUCUAUCCCUAUCAGAGCGAACUCCAGACAAAGAGUGCUGAAGUCUUUAUACAAGACAUACGUUGACGUGGUGCAUGUGAAAAAGGUAUCUGACAAAAGACUGGAUGUUGACACAUCGACUGUGGAACAGGAGCUACUUCAAAACAAAAUGAACAACAAUGAGAUCGAGGAAACGAGACAGGUUUCGGAUCAAGACAUUGCCAAGAUUCGCAACGUUGCCGCAAGAGAGGACUGUUACGACUUACUGUCGAGAUCUAUUGCCCCCAGUAUCUUCGAAUUGGACGACGUGAAAAAAGGUAUCCUACUACAACUAUUCGGGGGUGCCAACAAAACCUUCAAAAAGGGAGGGAGGUACAGAGGCGAUGUCAAUAUUCUUCUAUGUGGUGACCCGUCGACAUCGAAGUCACAGAUUUUGCAGUAUGUCCACAAGAUUGCCCCCCGUGGUGUAUACACCUCCGGUAAGGGUUCGUCAGCAGUCGGUUUGACUGCUUACGUCACGAGAGAUGUGGAUACGAAACAGCUGGUCCUGGAGAGUGGUGCCUUAGUACUGUCUGACGGUGGUAUAUGUUGUAUUGAUGAAUUUGACAAGAUGAGUGAUUCCACUAGGUCUGUGCUGCACGAGGUAAUGGAGCAGCAGACAAUCUCUAUUGCGAAAGCUGGUAUCAUCACCACUUUGAAUGCGAGGGCGUCUAUCCUGGCCAGUGCUAACCCGAUCGGGUCACGUUACAAUCCACACUUACCAGUGACAGAAAACAUCGACUUACCACCACCUUUGCUUUCCAGGUUUGAUCUUGUGUAUCUAAUUUUGGAUAAAGUGGAUGAAGCCACUGACAGAGAGCUAGCGAAACAUUUGACGAGCAUGUACUUGGAAGACAGACCCACGCACGUUUCGACGGAUGAUAUAUUACCCAUAGAGUUUUUGACAAUGUACAUCAACUACGCGAAGGAGAACAUACAUCCCGUGAUUAACGAUGCAGCGAAGAAUGAGCUGGUGAGAGCUUACGUCGGGAUGAGAAAGAUGGGCGACGAUUCGCGGUCCGACGAGAAGAGGAUCACCGCGACGACGAGACAACUGGAAAGUAUGAUCCGUUUGGCUGAGGCGCACGCGAAGAUGCGUCUUUCCCAGACUGUCGAUCUGGUGGACGUACAAGAGGCUGUGAGACUGAUCAGAACUGCGAUCAAGGACUACGCUACGGACCCCAAAACUGGGAAGAUUGAUAUGAACCUUAUUCAGACUGGGAAGUCCGUGGUCCAGCGUAAGCUGCAAGAGGACCUCACGAGAGAGGUCUUGAGAGUGUUGACAGAGCACACGUCGGACUCGAUGAGUUUCAGCGAGCUGAUGCGGCAGAUCAACGAACACGCGCAAGAUAAAGUCGACUCCGGGGACAUCUCGGAGGCUCUUUCGAGACUGCAGCAGGAGGACAAGGUCAUUGUCCUCGGCGAAGGUGUGCGGAGGUCUGUUCGUCUCAACAACCGUGUCAUAUGA